Strongyloides ratti is the source of this 549-nucleotide messenger RNA. RefSeq lists its product as hypothetical. The record is from RefSeq and is a predicted model, not a curated record. Lineage: Eukaryota; Metazoa; Nematoda; Chromadorea; Rhabditida; Strongyloididae. The coding region runs from base 1 to 549 and encodes 182 amino acids. The transcript has 4 exons.
AUGAGAUUAACUAUUCUAAGUUUAUUUUAUUAUAUAUAUCUUGCAUUUGGUGAUUUUUGUGGAGAAAAUAGAGUCCCAUCUGCUGUUGAUGUUGAUUAUAGUGGACAAAUAUCAUUAUUCUGUUCUCGUCCAUCAUGUUUUAAAAAACAUUAUAGUAAUUGUGAAGAACGUGCAUUUAGUUCAUCAUGUCCAUCAAAUACAACAUGGGUUGGUGGAAUUACAAAGUAUCACCCACGUAGAAGAAAUGGCUUUAAGUUAAAUUGUUGUGAAUAUGAACAAUUACCAAUUGUUGCUGAUUUAGUUACAGAAGAGCUUAUUAUUAAGCCUGGUGAAUAUUUUGAAGGAGAAGAAAAAGUAGAUGAUUUAGGAAGAUAUUUGUUAUCAUUUGAGCUAAUAUCUGAUAUCUCAAAACAUUUUCAUGUAAAUGAAACAAUUUUUUAUAAACUUAAAGUUCUUAGAUUCUAUUGUGAUAGAAUGGUAGAAGAUAAAAAACCAAAGAAUAAAUGGCCAUAUUUUGAAGAUUUGGAUAAUGAAGAUAAGUCUGAAUAA